CCGGUGACCGCGUACGCGUCCAAGGCAGCGGGAUGGAGGAGGUGCCUCACGACUGUCCCGGGGUCAGCAGCGCCCAAGCAGGUCGAGGGGCCUCAUGUCAGGGGUGCCCCAACCAGGGGCUCUGCGCUUCUGGAGCUGCUGCCGCUCCGGACCCGGCCAUAGAGGAAAUCAAAGAAAAAAUGAAGACCGUGAAACACAAGAUCUUGGUGUUGUCUGGGAAAGGCGGCGUUGGGAAAAGCACAUUCAGUGCCCACCUGGCCCACGGCCUAGCAGAAGAUGAAAACACACAGGUGGCUCUUCUAGACAUUGAUAUAUGCGGGCCGUCAAUUCCCAAGAUCAUGGGAUUGGAAGGAGAACAGGUUCACCAGAGUGGCUCGGGCUGGUCUCCAGUGUUCCUGGAAGACAACUUGGGGGUGAUGUCCGUGGGUUUCUUGCUCAGCAGCCCCGAUGAUGCCGUUAUCUGGAGGGGACCAAAGAAAAAUGGCAUGAUCAAGCAGUUCCUCCGAGACGUCGACUGGGGCGAGGUGGACUACCUCAUCGUGGACACCCCGCCCGGGACGUCGGAUGAACACCUGUCGGCCGUGCAGUACCUGGCCGCAGCGCACAUCGAUGGGGCGGUGAUCAUCACCACGCCGCAGGAGGUGUCGCUCCAGGACGUCCGGAAAGAGAUCAACUUCUGCCACAAGGUGAAGCUGCCCAUCAUCGGGGUGGUGGAGAACAUGAGCGGCUUCACCUGCCCCAAGUGCCAGAAGGAGUCUCAGAUAUUCCUGCCGACGACUGGGGGUGCGGAGGUCAUGUGCCGGGACCUGAAGGUCCCGCUUCUCGGCAAAGUGCCUCUGGAUCCACGCAUAGGUAAGAGUUGCGACAAAGGAGAGUCUUUUUUUGCUGAAGCACCGGAUUCACCAGCCACUUUAGCCUACAGAAGUAUAAUUCAGAAUGCUGAGCUCUCCUGGCAACCGUACCUGGCCUUUAAGAAUUAGACAUGAUCACGUAGCACUUCCAAACCUGGAAUGUUCCAGAAGAUAAGACCCUUGGGAGUCUCUUAUACCCUUUUCGCCUUAAACCUUAUUGAGGAUCUUUCAACUAAUUGUCUUAGUACAAUUUUGCCCCCUUCACUCCAAGAUAAAUGAGUCCUCUUCCAAUAACUGAACAUCCUUCGAGGGCAGAGACCAUGUUUUCAAUAAUUUUAUAUCCCCAAGAGCACCUGGCAUUAAGAUUCUCGGCAAAUAUUUGUCGUGUUGAACCUUAUAAUCCAGUCCCUUCAGGCUCACUGGGGACAUCUGUCCUUUUUGUAGAACAGCGGUUCCCAACCUUUUUGGCACCAGGGACAGAUUUCAUGGAAGACAAUUUUUCC
Messenger RNA from Balaenoptera musculus (blue whale), 1354 nucleotides. RefSeq names its product nucleotide binding protein 1 (gene NUBP1). Lineage: Eukaryota; Metazoa; Chordata; Mammalia; Artiodactyla; Balaenopteridae. The transcript has 11 exons. The record is from RefSeq and is a predicted model, not a curated record. Gene Ontology annotation, cellular component: cytosol. Bases 33 to 980 code for a protein of 315 amino acids. Gene Ontology annotation, molecular function: 4 iron, 4 sulfur cluster binding; ATP hydrolysis activity; ATP-dependent FeS chaperone activity. Gene Ontology annotation, biological process: iron-sulfur cluster assembly.